ACACUUAGUGCAUUAAUUGUAGGACGAGAGAUUAGGCACACAGCUACUAGUAUUGUGGAAUACCUUGGUCGAGUCAAGUUCUUCUUAAAUACCAGCAUUGGGCUUAUAAAAAAACAAAAAUACCAGCAUCAAGUAGCAUUAUCGCACAACACCCAGUUUCAGUAUUUAUAUAUAUAUUUUCGGUGAUCUAUAAACUUGGUUUAUAAGCACUAAGCAAAAUCAAUUACUUAUUUGACUUUCUUGUUGCCGAUAAUUUCACAAGGAGUAGCAGUGGGAUCUCCCCAUCUUUUCUUGCACUUUGUUGGUCAUUUCCAGAAAGGCAGAGCGUUCUACCUGGACUUCAACAUCUUCGAUGCAAGCAUCAAUUUAGUUUGCAGUGAGGCUCUGUCUUGCCGCUUUCAAUAGCUGAUUAAUUAGAGAGAUUUUGUGUUGAUCAAUGGCGGCAUAGUGCAAUCUAUAUAACUGAUCUUAUUUGGUGAGAUAAGGUUGUUGUUAUUGUUGUAAUUGGUGCGGUUCGGAACUCUCUAGUUGAAGUGGAGAUGACUAUGAUGGUUUCUGGGUGGCACUCUGAAAUGAUAGAGAAAAUAAGGAGGCUCGACCAGAAAUGUGAAUUUGAGCCAUUUUCCACCCCAAGGGAAACCUGUUACAAGCUGGUGAAAGCAAGCAUGGAUAUUGAUGAGAUAGAUCUCGAGUGGUGCUCUGAAAUGAUAGAGAAAAUAAGGAGGCUCGAUGAGAAAUGUAAAUUUGAGCCAUUUUCCACCCCAAGAACACCUGUGAAAAAAGAGGCUUCUUCAUAUCAAGUUCCUGAACUGAUCACAACUCAAGGUUCAAAGUCUUCCGAAAACAGCAAUAAAAAUCCUGAAAUGAUCACAAAUAUUCAAGGUUCAAAGUCUUCCGAAAACAUUGAUUAUUAUUUGGACUCUGCAGUGAAAAAAGCAAGCAGGGAUUUUUUAAGUGAAGAAAUAGCACGGGCACAGUCCAUGUCUAUCCCAAUUCCACCACAUGUAGACGACUCCAUCUCUUCUAGGAAGUAUAAUUCUUUAAACUCUGCAAAAGAGGGUUCUUCUUCAUCUAAACUCUUUGAGUCACAGGAAGGUAUUGAUGUUGCUGAUAUUAGCAAUAAAAUUAGUACAUCAACUCUAAGCACUUCACAGUCCUAUACUUCCGAAAACUUUGAGUAUUUCAAGUCUACACAAAAGGCGUCAGAGCAACUUUUGCAGGCACUAACCGAUGAAAGAAGUUAUGUCAUUGGUUUGUAUGGAAAGGAGGGCUCCGGUAAAACAUCGUUGGUGAAAGCUGAGAAAUUCAAGUACCGGGAGAUUUUUAAUCGAGUUCUAUUUGUCACUGUGACAGGAAAUAUUGUAGAUAUACGAAAUCUUCAUGGCCAAAUUGCUUCGCAGUUGAAUCUGAGUUCUGGGGAAAAUAUCAGUGACCUUGACAGAUCAAAUGAAAUAAAAUCGAUAUUGGAAAAUGAGAAGAAAGUUCUUGUUAUCUUCGAUGAUGUUUCUACAAUAUUAAUGUUUGACCCACGCAAUAUUGGUAUUCCUAAUCCAAGUAAACAAUGCAAGUUACUUUGGAUCAGACGUGAAAAAAAGAUCCUUACAUGGAGGAAAUGUCAUCCUUUGAUUCUUCUGAGUCCCUUAUCAAAAGAGGAUGCUUGGGAGUUUCUCAAACAAUAUUCAGACAUAGAUGAUGAUGACGACGACGACUCCUCACAAGAUGAGCUAGUCAAGGUGGCUCGUGAAGUUGCUGCUAGAUGUAAAGGGUUACCUGGUCUGAUUGAAAAGGUGGUGUCUUCCUUAGUUAGGAAGGAAAUCAAGGACUGGAGAGAACUAUUAGACAGUCUAAAACACUCAGAUGCGCGCCACCAGAUAUUUAUCAGCUUUAGAGGAACAGAUACUCGGGACAAUAUUACAUAUUAUCUCGCUCGUGCUUUGAUCAAAGAAGGGUUCAAGGUCUUCAAAGAUGAUGAGCAAGUGCGGAGUGGGGAUGAAGUUUCAGAAUCCCUCACUAACGCUAUUAAACAAACAAGGCUUUCGAUUGUUAUUUUAUCAGAAAACUUUGCACAAUCGAGUUGGUGCCUUGGUGAACUUGUCCAGAUUCUUCAGUGUAGAAAAGAUAUGAAACAACGGGUUUUGCCCGUGUUCUAUAAAGUAGAUCCCUCGGACAUAAGAUAUGUGAAAGGAAGUUUUGGCAAAGGCAUGGAGGGGAAGGAAAAGAGGUUCGGAACGGAAAAGGUACAACAAUGGACUGGAGCUCUGAAAGAAAUUGCUGACUUGUCUGGAAAGCACUACAUGAGUGGGCCCGAAUAUGAAUUUAUCCAAACCAUCGUUGACCAUGUCAAACAAAAUAAACAUUGCCUGUAUAUUAUUUAAAGCAUGCAUCUGGAGUGGAAGCAAGACUUUUAAUUUGUUUCUAUCAAAAGUAAUUGCAAACGGUGGCAGGCUCACAAAUGAGUUGUGAUUGUAAUACUAUAAUUUUUUUUUCGGAAAGGUUUUUUUUUAAUAUUAUAAAUCUUGAAUAGGUGCAAUUGUUUUUGGUGAUUUAAUAACUAACUGUAUGUUGUUUUUAAUUGGGGCAAUAUUGUUUUCUAUUUCUUGUAA
This is a messenger RNA of Lotus japonicus, 2603 nucleotides long. Its product is annotated as probable disease resistance protein At1g52660. Lineage: Eukaryota; Viridiplantae; Streptophyta; Magnoliopsida; Fabales; Fabaceae. The record is from RefSeq and is a predicted model, not a curated record. Bases 540 to 2375 code for a protein of 611 amino acids. The transcript is spliced from 4 exons. Gene Ontology annotation, molecular function: ADP binding. Gene Ontology annotation, biological process: signal transduction; defense response.